GGCAGUGCCGGGGGAGUGGGGAGAGGGUUGGCCUUUGGGGCGUCUCCCGAGCCUCAGCUUCCCCAGGGACCGAGGAUAAGAAGCCGGGGGUCUGCAGGGAGCAGCAGGGCUCGGCCAUGGCGCUCCAGGUGCUAUCCGGCCGUGCGCUGCUGCUGCUGCUGCCCCUGCUGCUCGGGCCCCAGGCCCCGCUGGCCGCUGCCGCCCGCCGCCCGGCUCUGUGGCCCCUGCCCGCGUCGGUGCAGCAGUCACCAAAUGUCCUGCACCUCACCCGCCACAGCUUCGAGAUCACUCACGGCCCCCACUCUUCCGCUGGCCCUCGUUGCUUUCUGCUGGAGGAGGCUUUCCGCCGCUAUCAUGAGUACAUUUUUGACUAUUCUGUGAGUUCAGACGAUCAUCUCAAGUCUUUUGUUGGAAAAGAGUUACAACAACUUCUUGUCACAAUUACCUCUGACUCAGAAUGUGAUGCUUACCCUAACAGCAGUUCUGAUGAAUCUUAUAAAUUGGUUGUCCAGGAGCCUGUGGCAACGCUAGAAGCUAAGAAGGUUUGGGGUGCUUUACGAGGUUUGGAGACUUUUAGCCAGUUGGUUUACAAAGAUUUUUAUGGGGCUUAUGUGGUCAACCAAUCAGAGGUGACUGACUCGCCAAGGUUUCGUUAUAGAGGAGUUUUAAUUGACACAUCCAGACACUUUCUGCCACUGAAGACUAUUCUUAAAACCCUGGAUGCCAUGGCAUUUAAUAAAUUGAAUGUUCUGCAUUGGCAUAUAGUGGAUGACCAUUCCUUCCCAUAUCAGAGUGUGACAUUUCCAGACUUAAGCAGCAAAGGAGCCUAUUCUCCUAACCAUAUUUAUACUCACACUGAUAUCAAAGCUGUGAUUGAAUAUGCUCGAUUACGAGGAAUCAGAGUUAUACCAGAAUUUGAUACUCCAGGCCAUACGGAAUCAUGGGGAAAAGGUCAGAAAGACCUCUUGACACCUUGUUAUAAAGGAUCAGAGAAGACUGAUUCUUUUGGGCCUGUAAAUCCAACUUUGAAUACAACCUAUGUGUUCAUGUCAGACUUUUUCAAAGAAAUUAGCAGAGUGUUUCCAGAAGACUACAUCCAUUUGGGAGGGGAUGAAGUAGACUUCCAUUGUUGGGAAACAAACCCAGAUGUGACCAAAUUCAUGCAGCAAAAAGGCUUUGGUAAAGAUUAUUCAAAACUUGAAUCUUACUAUAUUCAGAGGCUCAUAGAUAUUGUUUCAUCUACAAACAAAGGAUACAUGGUCUGGCAGGAAGUUUUUGAUAAUGGAGUAACGCUUAAGAAAGACACUAUAAUUGAAGUGUGGAUACAGUCUACGUAUCGUGAGGAGCUACGGAGAGUUACAGCGGCUGGGUAUGCUGCAGUCCUCGCAGCCCCUUGGUACCUAGACUAUAUUAGUUAUGGACAAGAUUGGAAGAAAUACUAUUCUGUGGAACCCCUUAAUUUUGUUGGGACUACAAAACAGAAAGACCUUGUAAUCGGUGGAACAGCUGCCUUGUGGGGAGAAUACGUGGAUGCUACUAAUCUUUCUCCCAGAUUAUGGCCUCGAGCGAGUGCGGUAGCGGAGCGUCUUUGGAGCCCCCAAAAAGUCCGAAACUUGGAUGAUGCUUACGACAGACUAACAGAACAUCGCUGCCGCAUGCUCAGACGUGGAAUUGCAGCUCAACCUCUUUUUGUUGGAUAUUGUGAAAUGUGAAGUGCCCAAAUGAAGCAGAAUGGGGAAGAAACCAUUCUAGCCCAUGUCUGUGAUCAACUUAAUUUUGAAAUUAUGUGAAGUACGAAUUUUUACGAAUAAAAUAUAUCUUUGUAAAAAUAA
Molecule: messenger RNA, 1832 nt
Organism: Trichosurus vulpecula (common brushtail)
Lineage: Eukaryota; Metazoa; Chordata; Mammalia; Diprotodontia; Phalangeridae
Gene: HEXB
Product: hexosaminidase subunit beta
Exons: 14
Coding region: 117-1712 (531 amino acids)
Biological process (GO): ganglioside catabolic process; carbohydrate metabolic process; glycosaminoglycan metabolic process
Cellular component (GO): membrane
Molecular function (GO): beta-N-acetylhexosaminidase activity
Source: RefSeq, a predicted model, not a curated record